Messenger RNA from Neopsephotus bourkii (Bourke's parrot), 999 nucleotides. RefSeq names its product RNA polymerase II, I and III subunit E (gene POLR2E). Gene Ontology annotation, cellular component: RNA polymerase II, core complex; RNA polymerase III complex; RNA polymerase I complex. Gene Ontology annotation, molecular function: DNA binding; DNA-directed RNA polymerase activity. Gene Ontology annotation, biological process: DNA-templated transcription. The coding region runs from base 62 to 694 and encodes 210 amino acids. The transcript has 8 exons. The record is from RefSeq and is a predicted model, not a curated record. Lineage: Eukaryota; Metazoa; Chordata; Aves; Psittaciformes; Psittacidae.
GCCUCUGAGGUGAGGUCCCUGCGGUUGCCUCAGUGCCGGCUGUGGAGGCCGCGGCCGCGCCAUGGACGACGAGGAGGAGACGUACCGGCUGUGGAAGAUCCGCAAGACCGUCAUGCAGCUCUGCCACGACCGCGGGUACCUGGUGACCCAGGACGAGCUGGACCAGACGCUGGAGGAGUUCAAGGCGCAGUUCGGGGACAAACCCAGCGAGGGCCGGCCCCGCCGCACCGACCUCACCGUGCUGGUGGCUCACAACGAUGACCCCACCGAUCAGAUGUUCGUCUUCUUCCCCGAGGAGCCCAAGGUGGGGAUCAAGACCAUCAAGAUGUACUGCCAGCGCAUGCAGGAGGAGAACAUCACCCGGGCGCUCAUCGUGGUGCAGCAGGGCAUGACCCCCUCGGCGAAGCAGUCACUGGUGGACAUGGCUCCCAAGUACAUCCUGGAGCAGUUCCUGCAGCAGGAGCUGCUGAUCAACAUCACCGAGCACGAGUUGGUCCCAGAGCACGUUGUCAUGACAAAGGAAGAAGUAACGGAGCUGCUGGCCAGAUAUAAGCUGAGGGAGAACCAGCUCCCGCGCAUCCAGGCUGGUGAUCCCGUGGCCCGGUACUUUGGGAUAAAGCGUGGCCAGGUAGUGAAGAUCAUCAGGCCGAGCGAGACUGCGGGCCGGUACAUCACCUACAGGCUGGUGCAGUGACACGGAGCUGCCGGGUGUGGAAGAGCUGGGUGACUCCUGAUCUCCCCAUCCACCUGCACUCAGACACCUGCCUCUCCAUAGCUGGCCAAGCAAACCCUCUCUCUGCAUUGCCUCUAUGUGCUCCUUGCCCUGGUGCCUUGUUUGCCAGUGAGGACAUUGCUGUGACUCCCUGCUCAGGACUCGAGCCAUGGAAGUUACCUGGAGCAGCAUGAGCGUGCAGGGAGGAAGCAAGUGGGAAAAGGCCUUUCCUUUCCUGUUCUAUAGACUCCUGUUUGAAUAAAGGUUUGCCCUCCCCUUGUUCCUCA